This is a messenger RNA of Nicrophorus vespilloides, 1016 nucleotides long. RefSeq names its product adenylate kinase (gene Ak2). Gene Ontology annotation, cellular component: mitochondrion; cytoplasm. Bases 140 to 868 code for a protein of 242 amino acids. Gene Ontology annotation, biological process: ADP biosynthetic process. Lineage: Eukaryota; Metazoa; Arthropoda; Insecta; Coleoptera; Silphidae. The transcript is spliced from 3 exons. Gene Ontology annotation, molecular function: ATP binding; AMP kinase activity. The record is from RefSeq and is a predicted model, not a curated record.
GUACCAUGCAUUACGACAGUCUCACUGCUCACUAUUUUUAGAGGUCAAAAUUCCGUGAACUUUGCAGUUUACCGAGAACACACGUUGUUUGCACAAGUACGGGAUUCCUUCAGAUCAACUGUGUCACUCAUCUCACACCAUGCCGCCAGCCGUAGCAGAGCCGAAAUUUGCUGAAGAAUCUUCUGAGGCCGUUGGAAUAAAUGCCGUACUUUUAGGUCCUCCUGGAUCUGGAAAAGGGACACAGGCUCCCCUUUUGAAAGAGAAGUACUGCGUUUGCCAUUUGUCCACUGGAGACAUGCUCAGGGCGGAAAUCGCCUCUGGCUCUCUCCUAGGUGCCAAACUGAAGAAGGUCAUGGAUGAAGGAAAACUUGUCAGUGAUGAGCUUGUUGUGAACAUGAUAGAUAACAACUUGGAUAAACCAGAAUGCAAGAAUGGAUUUUUGCUUGAUGGAUUCCCAAGGACUGUGGUCCAAGCGCAGAAGCUGGAUGAGUUGUUAGAUAAAAGACAAACUACUUUGGAUGCUGUCAUUGAGUUUGGAAUUGAGGACAGUUUGUUGGUACGCAGAAUCACUGGCAGGAUGAUCCAUCCAUCUAGUGGUAGAUCUUACCAUGAUGAGUUCCAUCCUCCCAAGAGAGCAAUGAUUGAUGACAUUACUGGUGAACCACUGAUUAGGCGUUCUGAUGACAACAUUGAAGCUCUGAAAAAGCGUUUGCAGGGAUAUCAUAAUCAAACUCGCCCCCUCGUUGAUUACUACCAGCUGAGGGGAAUUCAUCACAGGGUUGACGCGUCUCAAGCCGCCACAAACGUCUUCCGUAACAUAGACAGCGUUUUCCUUCGUUCCAACAUGAAGAGGGCAUCAAUGUUGUGACCAUAAGCACAUCAAGAUAUGCAGAGAAACAAUAAUAUUAAUUCGCAUUUUUUAAUAUAUCUUUUCCAUUCCGGUGUCUGCUAACAUAUCAAAUAACGAUAAAUCAAUGUGAAAUUGAAGUUUAGUAUAAUAAAUAAUGUAAAUAUAA